AUGGUAGUCGAACCAAGUAAAUCGGGCAUGGCCGACAUCCCGUUGAAAACGAAUCUGACUCGGAAGAGCGCCUUCUCAUGUGAGGCCUGCCGCAAGCGCAAGGUAAAAUGCAACGGUGCCAGUCCGUCGUGUUCGCGUUGUGCAGCUCGCGGGGAAACGUGCGUUUAUAGCUUAGCUCCGACCCUAUCGUACACCAAGCAAUUAGAAGCUCGAGUCGCACAGCUGGAAGAUGCUCUGGCCAAACUGCGGGGUCAGCAGCUGUCCGAGACAAACGUUCGGAAAGCAGGCUCACCGUCGUCGGCGGGUGAGUCCAGUUCGAGUCCACGUCCUUGGACCAGGAUAAAGGAGGAAGAGGGAAACGAGCCUAGCUUGGCCAGGGACUUUGAAGGUCUCCGGAUCGAGCACGAUGGCCGAAUAUCUUUCCACGGUCCUACCAGCUUGUUUCAGCUCCCGAGUGGUGUUUUGAGCGAGACCUCGUCAUCUUCCAAUCUUGCCAUGCAGCUAGAGGGACGGAAGGAAAGGCUCAUCAACAAUGCUUGGAGAGAGAGGGCAUUUGAGCAGCUGGCUGCCAUGCCGGAACCAUUCCAAUAUCUUCUUGACUCUCACUGGUGCUGGAUUCAGCCACUUUUCAACUUCGUUUACCGACCUGCGUUUACUCGCGAUAUGAAAAUCAAUGGUCCUUAUUAUUCGGAUACACUUCUUAAUGCAAUUCUCUCUCAUUCGGUACGAUGGUGCAAGGCUGAACCCAAAAUUGGCCCCAUCCUCGAAUCCUUCGAUGGCGGCGCUCAAUUCUCUCACCGCGCUGUGUCGGGGUUGUAUGAUUCGUUAAAAGUCGGCUAUGCUGGCAUUCCGACCAUCCAGACGUUGCUCCUGCUCAGUGCACAGGAGUGUGGGCGAGGAAAUCGAACACAAGCAUGGCUGUACAGUGGCAUGGCCUUUCGAUUGUUGGACGAUCUCGGUAUCUCCAUUGAUAGUCGCAAGUAUCCGGAUUCGGCUCAAUUGAGCGACGAAGACAUUGAGAUUCGGAACCGCCUCUUUUGGAGCUGUUAUUUCUGGGACAAGCUGGUGUCAUUGUACUUUGGCAGGUCGCCAACCAUGCAGAACUCUCACGUCAGUCCCCCGCGAACUAUAUUGGAUGAUACGUCUGAAAUCGAGAUCUGGACUCCUCAUGGGGUUAUUUUCCCAGAAGGCACUCACUAUCCGCCGACCCAGGCUCAUUCUACAUCAUGUUUCAUGAGGAUGUGUGGAUUGGCGGAGAUCCUGAAUGAGAUCUUGAUUCAUAUUUACGAUCCUAUUCGACAGGUGUCUGAAGCAGAGUUCCAUAGUUGCGUCCAGGAGCAGGCGAGGAAUUUGGCAGAAUGGUGGGAUGAGUUGCCAGACUACCUGAAGCUGGUGGCUAUGGAGCUACCUCCAUACUCGCCACCAAGCCAUAUCGUGAUUUUGAACUGCUUGUAUCAUACGAUCAACAUCCUCCUUCAUCGUCCGAUCCUUUGUUCAAAGAGAAACCGCGAGGCAUACGAUAAAAGUCACCUGGUCCAAUGCAUGACGUCGGCGACUGCCAUAUUAUCGCUAUACGACCUCUACCGUCGUACCUUUGGCGACGCGCAUGUCGUGCUCUCAUUAGCAUAUAGCGUGUACACGGCUGCAUCGAUAUUCCUGCUGGAAAUCCAGGCCCUAAAAUAUGCAGCGCCCGGUACACUCAACAAACUGAAGUUUUGCAUCCUUGCACUCGAGCGAGUCAAGGUUUCAAGUCCUGUCAUCACCACAGCCCUAGGCCUCAUAUACCAAGAACUGGAGAAACUCCGAAUUGACAUCCACAUCCAACUUCCACCGCCGCAGCCCGAACAUCCACGCUCACAACCAACCUCGCAACCAACCUCGCAACCACACUCACGAACUCACAGUCAAUCCCCCAGCCAGCACCCCGGCCAGCCCACUCUAAAUCUGGGCAGCGGCUCCCGUCACGUCUCCCCGGCCCGCCAGGCACCAACCAUACCAACCUCCAUCCCCGCGCCGCGCGUCACAAACGCACCCCUGCUACACCAGGGCUACGCAUUCCAGCAACCCGUCGCGGAUUUUGAGCUGUCCCAGACGGGGGUGCCGCCCAUGCCAGCGACGCAUCUACUCGGCGGCAUACCCGACGCGGUGAUGACGCUGGACAAUCCGGGUUCCUACGAGAUUACGCCCGAGGUAUUCGAAGCGUUCUCAUAUGCGGAGCCCAUCACGACUAACAUGACGUCUGCAUUUGAGUCGGGGUGGAGCAGGACAGGAUGA
Messenger RNA from Aspergillus thermomutatus, 2274 nucleotides. RefSeq names its product putative C6 transcription factor. The record is from RefSeq and is a predicted model, not a curated record. Bases 1 to 2274 code for a protein of 757 amino acids. The transcript has 8 exons. Gene Ontology annotation, molecular function: DNA-binding transcription factor activity, RNA polymerase II-specific; zinc ion binding; DNA binding. Gene Ontology annotation, biological process: DNA-templated transcription; regulation of DNA-templated transcription. NCBI's taxonomy places the organism in Eukaryota, Fungi, Ascomycota, Eurotiomycetes, Eurotiales, Aspergillaceae.